Messenger RNA from Talaromyces marneffei, 1641 nucleotides. RefSeq lists its product as uncharacterized. Gene Ontology annotation, biological process: ergosterol biosynthetic process. The transcript is spliced from 4 exons. NCBI's taxonomy places the organism in Eukaryota, Fungi, Ascomycota, Eurotiomycetes, Eurotiales, Trichocomaceae. Gene Ontology annotation, cellular component: endoplasmic reticulum membrane. The coding region runs from base 1 to 1641 and encodes 546 amino acids. The record is from RefSeq and is a predicted model, not a curated record. Gene Ontology annotation, molecular function: Delta24(24-1) sterol reductase activity.
AUGCCGCAAACACGCUCUCAGUCGGGGAAAACCCCCAGAAAAGUCGAUCGUCCAGAUUUUGUCGAGACCCCUGGUCGUCGUGGAACACGAAGUCGCGCUACAAGAUCCCCUGAAUCAGCCACAGAAAUGUCUUCGGUAUCUCCUGCCCCAGAAGGCACCAGGUCAACUCGGAGGCGCAAGGCGCCUCUGGCUGAAGUGAAGGAAGAUGAAAAAGACUUGCCCGUUCAAGGCAACGGACAUGCUGCUGCCGCUAAUGGAAAGGCAAAAGAUAACGAACCAAGAGUUAUUGAUGGCUGGAUCGAAGGCUCGGAUCCCAAGGUCGACCACAGCGGCGAAUUUGAAUUUGGAGGAUCGUACGGCACACUCUCGCUGAUGAUCGGCUUCCCACUGUUGAUGUACUACAUGUGGAUUGGAGCAACAUAUUACGACGGAGGGUUACCUCUACCAAAAGACCAAACCAUUCCAGAGUUUCUCGCACAUCUUGGCCACUUGGUUUAUGAGGGGGCUUACCCAUCACUCAAGGCAUGGACGAUGUAUUGGGUAUUCUUCAUUUUUGAAGGUAUCUGCUAUAUUGUACUCCCUGGUAUCACUUUGGCAGGACGACCUCUGCCUCACGAGGGAGGAAAGCAGCUACCCUACUAUUGCUCAGCCGUGUCAUCGUUCUAUGUCACGCUAGCGGUAGCCUUGGGUCUACAUUUCAGUGGUGUUUUCAAAUUGUAUACCAUCAUCGAUGAAUUCGGACCUCUAUUGAGUGUCGCUAUCCUUUCGGGCUUUCUGGUUUCAUUCAUCGCAUACUUUUCUGCUUUGUAUCGAGGAGCCCAGCACCGCAUGACCGGUUACCCGAUCUAUGAUUUCUUCAUGGGAGCCGAGCUUAACCCACGCAUGUUUGGCAUCCUCGACUUCAAGAUGUUUUUUGAAGUGCGACUUCCAUGGUAUAUCCUCCUCCUGCUUACCAUGGGCACUGCUGCUCGUCAAUACGAGCUGUACGGCUAUGUUUCUGGGGAGGUCUGCUUCCUUUUGAUGGCGCACUUUUUGUAUGCCAACGCUUGUUCAAAGGGAGAGGAAUGUAUUAUCUCGACUUGGGACAUGUACUACGAGAAAUGGGGCUUUAUGCUCAUCUUCUGGAACCUUGCUGGUGUUCCCCUCAGCUACUGUCACUGCACAAUUUACCUCGCCAACCACCACCCCGACACUUACCGUUGGAACCCUUAUGCCCUCACAGCUCUUUUUGUCGGUUACCUAUUCGUCUACUGGGUCUGGGACACUGCCAACAGCCAAAAGAACCGCUUCCGUCAAAUGGAGCGCGGAACAACAGUUUUCCGCAACGCUUUCCCACAGCUACCUUGGCAAACCGUUCACAACCCGGACGUCAUCAAAACCCCUCAAGGCACCAUUCUUGUUUCGGGCUGGUACGGAUUGGCUCGUAAGGUUCACUAUACCUGUGACUUGUACUUUGCGCUCAAUUGGGGUCUCAUUACGGGAUUCAGCAGCGCAUUCCCUUGGUUCUAUCCUGUGUUCUUUGCGUGUAUGAUUUCGCACCGAUGCUGGCGGGACAUUCAGCGUUGUCGGGCCAAGUAUGGUGAUGCUUGGACGGAAUAUGAGAAACGUGUUCCUUACUUGUUCAUUCCAUACGUCAUCUAA